AUGGCGUUCCAGACUGAAGUCUCGGAUGGUUGGAAAAAGAAGCGCAAAAUAGAAAACAACAACCCAAAGCUUAUUGUUGGUGACAAAGUUGAAGUAAGGAGUCGUGAAGAAGGUUUAAAGGGGUCAUGGCACGUUGGAACUGUAAUUGCCCGUGAAAAACAGGCUCGUCGGGUGAAAUAUGAACAUCUUUUAUGUGAUAAUGAGUCAGAAAUGCUCACUGAACGUGUACGAGUUAGUUCCAUUGUUGAUGGGAUCGUUUCGAACAACAUGACACAGUCUCAUUGUCGUGGCCUGAUAAGGCCAUUACCACCUCUGCUUCAUGUUGCAGAAUGGUCUCCCCACUAUGCACAAUGUGUUGAUGUGUAUUACAAGGAGGCUUGGUGGGAAGGUGUGAUUUUUGACCAUGAAGAUGGUUCGGAGCAAAGAAAGAUUUUCUUUCCGGAUACAGAUGAAGUAAUGAAGUUUGGAAUUGAGAUGUUACGUAUUACUCAGGAUUGGGAUGAGUUUACCGAAGAUUGGAAGCCUCGUGGGAAUUGGCUAUUUCUCGAGUUCAUUGAGGAAUUAGAGCCAGAGUGGCCCCUUCAAGUUUCUGUGAGGCAAAUGUGGUAUGACUUACAGGGCAAAGAGGGUUUUGUGAAGCUUAAGGAGUGGAUUUGUUCUGCCAGAUCUAUCUGGGAAGAUCUGGUGUUGGAUGUUCUUAAUGAUAAUUUUAAGCUAACUCUAGACGAAUUUUUUCUCAAAUUGGAUCCUCCGGAGGGCUUGGUCCAGGAAUCCCAGCAGGCACUGGAAUUAUCUGAACCUCAUGAUGUUGUACCCUUUCAAGAUGAUGGCUCAGAGACCGGAUUGCUACCUCCAACUAAUCCCACUAAUGCUAGUGUUCCAUCUCAAGAGGACAUUGAUUGGGGUUUCAUGGAGGAAGGUGGAUUGGAUUUCAAUCUUCCAACAAGCUCAAAAAUGCCCUGCCCUGAGGAAAUACUGUGUGAGGAACCUCCGGCUUCAUCAAGUCCAUUGUUAAAUCCUGGUAAUUUUAGGAUCUAUAGCAAGCGGAAAGAUGCUAAAGACUUAUUGAGAAAAAAACCAACAGUGAGGAAGGAGAUAGCUGUCAAGCGUCCUCGUCAAUAUAUAGAUGUUGAACCUGAAUAUUGUCCUCAAGCCGUGUGGAACUAUUAUUUGCUUACAUUACGGGAUAAGGAUGACCACUAUAGCAAGCGGAAAGAAUCUAAAGACUUAAUUCCUAUAGUAAAGAAGCACCUCUCAUUUAUUGGGUGGAAAUUCUUUGCAGCUUGGAAGCAAGCUAGAUGGGAAUUGCGGUAUCAAUCGCCAAGUAAAGUUUACUAUUCUCUUCGAGAAGCCUGCAGAUGCUAUAUAAAUGAAGGAGGAUUAUCUGGUUUUGGUGUUUCUACCAGUAGACCAGAGCAAACUACAAGUGCCAAUGAGGAUGCCGAGCAGUUAGCUGGUGAUAAACCAUCUUCACCAUUAAUUGGUGAGAUGAAGGGAAAUUUGUUACUCCAAAAUGCAUUACCUGAAAACUGGGCAACAGAACCUUCUAGUUUGUCACCAUCAAGGAAACUUAUUGAACUUGAUGAAGUAGAAGUCCAAGGUAUUAGAGAACUCCAAAAAGAGAAAAAAAGUAAUGAACUAGACUUUGCAUCGCACUUGCUUCAUAAGGAGGACCAAAAUGCUAGAUCCCAAAUUCUGAAGAAUGGCCAAGAAUCUAAAAAUUCUUCAUUCAAAUUAACACGUGAUUCGGAUGACGAUUCUCCAAAAAGUGUGCCUCUAUCUAGAAAACGAGUCAAGAAGGUAGAGGUUCCUUCUUCCUCUUACCACGGUUCUCGAACUGUAUUGUCUUGGUUAAUUGACAAGGGUGUGGUGUUGCCUGGGGCGAAAGUGCAUUACCGUAACAAAAAGGAUCAUCAUUCAAUGGCAGAAGGGCAGAUAACUCGUGAUGGGAUCCUAUGCAGUUGUUGCCAAAACUUUUUUACACUUACUAAAUUCGAAGCUCAUGCUGGCAGCACUUACCACCGACCAUCUGCCAACAUUUUUUUAGAGGAUGGAAGGUCUCUAUCAGAAUGCCAGUUGCAACUCAAAUCUAAUGAUAAUAGUAGAAGCUUUAUAACAGAUACACAUGAGAUGAACGGUAAGAGGCAUCACAAAGCAAAUGAUCGCAUAUGUUAUGUCUGUAACUUUGGGGGUACAUUAAUUUUAUGCGAUCAAUGUCCAUCUUCAUUUCAUACUCAUUGCCUUGGUUUGAAGGAUAUUCCAGAAGGUGACUGGUUCUGCCCGUCAUGCUGUUGUGGAAUUUGUCACGAAAGCAAAUUUGACCAAGACGCUAAACAAUUGGAGAAUAGUGUUCUCAUUUGUGAUCAGUGCGAGCAUCAAUACCAUGCAGGAUGCCUAAGGAAGCUAGGUCUUAUGCAGCUGGACAGUAAUCCUGAAGGAAAUUGGUUUUGCAAUAAAAAUUGUGAACAGAUAUUUAUCAGCCUUCGCAAGCUUUUGGGUAAGCCAGUUUCACUGGGUAAAGAUGAUUUAACCUUGACUCUAUUGAAAUACACGAAACGUGACAAAGAUGAUGCCUCUGAUUAUGAUGCAUCACUGGAGAAUAACAACAAGCUCGUUGAUGCCCUUGGUUUAAUGCACGAGUGUUUUAAGCCUCUAAAAGAAUUUCGCUCGAGGGAUCUUGUUGAAGAUGUUAUCUUCAGCAGAUGUUCAGGGCUCAGGCGUUUGAACUUCAAAGGGUUUUAUACAUUCAUUUUGGAAGGAUAUGAUGAAUUGAUUACAGCUGCUGCUGUAAGGAUUUAUGGUAAAAAGGUGGCAGAAGUACCGCUUGUUGGUACACGGAGUGAUUUUCGCAAUCGUGGAAUGUGUCACAUCUUGAUGAAUGGGCUUGAAAAGAUGCUCAUGGAUUUAGGAAUCGAGAGGCUAGUUUUGCCUGCUGUUCCUGGCGUCGUGAACAGUUGGAUUACUUCAUUCGGGUUUUCAAAAAUGACAAAAUCUGAGAGACACAGUUUCCUGGAUUACACUUUCCUUGAAUUCCAGGAUAUUAUCAUGUGCCAGAAACUCUUAACGAGAAUCCCUUCUGCAGAACCAAGCCUAUUAGAAGGAACUCAGCAACAAUUUUAUGAGGAUGUCAAUGGAGGUGAUAAUGAUAUUGAUAUCGACCGAAAUUGUGCCGAUGAGUUAUUUCAAGCUGACCAAAUGGAAGCGACCGAAAUUGAGGACCAAUGUCAGGUGCAGUAUGUCUCCCCUCUCAUUUCUUCUGUGUUAUGUGGUUUAAACUAGAAGGAAUAUGUACAAGGACUCAAAUUUUCAUUAUAUAUAAUGAUGAAUAAAUACACACCCCCAAAAAUUACACUCAGCAUCCAGUAGAGAGAGUCAUAUUCAAGUCAGUUGAGGAAGAUAAAGGAGGAUUUCCGAUUUUGAGAGUUCAAUUUUUACUUUGUACAUGUCAUACUAAUGUAGAAGAAAAGUUUGUACAGAGAGAAUUCAUGUCAUACUAACGAAGAAGAAAAGUUUGUACAGAGAGAGUUCAUGUGGCCGAGCCCAUUCAUUUGAGUUAAGGCAAGGAUGAUGAUGAUGCUGAUAUCAAUUCAGAUGAAAGUGAUAUAUAUAUAUAUAUAUAUUGGGUUUAUUGUAUCCGUUGUUUUAGAAAAAUAUGACGAGAAGCUAAAAGUUGCAUUGAAUAUUAUGUCAAAUGCCCAGA
Messenger RNA from Cornus florida, 3700 nucleotides. RefSeq lists its product as uncharacterized. Gene Ontology annotation, molecular function: acyltransferase activity, transferring groups other than amino-acyl groups; transcription corepressor activity. Lineage: Eukaryota; Viridiplantae; Streptophyta; Magnoliopsida; Cornales; Cornaceae. Gene Ontology annotation, biological process: negative regulation of DNA-templated transcription. The transcript has 9 exons. The record is from RefSeq and is a predicted model, not a curated record. The coding region runs from base 1 to 3279 and encodes 1092 amino acids.